Molecule: messenger RNA, 7202 nt
Organism: Gavialis gangeticus (Gharial)
Lineage: Eukaryota; Metazoa; Chordata; Crocodylia; Gavialidae
Exons: 40
Coding region: 1-6984 (2327 amino acids)
Source: RefSeq, a predicted model, not a curated record
AUGGGAAUUGUGAGAGUGGAGUCAACUGUGCAAGAAGAGAACAGAAUCGAUCAGUCUGUCCGGCAGCCAAGUGAUGCUUUCUGUCCCUGUGCUCCGGGUUAUCGGAGCAUAGAAGAUGAGAUGAGAUACUGCAUCAGACAAGUAUAUGACAUCUGUAGAGAUGGCAGUUCCCGAAACCAGGAAGGACAGUGCCUGACUAAGAAAGAAUGGACUCGUUACUGCUCAGAUAAGGUUUGUGCUGUCCGUGAAGACUAUCAAGGCUAUGACAAGGUCCUUGGCCUCUGCAUUUGUCGCAUAGAUGAUCUGGACAGGGUGUGUAACUCACAGUGUCGAAGGCAGCAAAGAGAUAUUCUGCAGGUUACUUGUAAAGAAGGGAGGGCUCAGCUUGCUGUCUCUUACAGAAAUAAGAGCCAGAUUGCCAUUUCUCUGGAAAAAUUAAAGACGGCACUUCAUGUGUUAUAUUUUCCUGACAAAGAUGCUUGCACUUUGGAGCACAGUGAUUCUUCCCAUCCUGUAUACGUGGUGAAAACAAGUGGGGAAGGGUUUUUAGGUGUAUACAAUCCUGACCCAGAACUGUUGCAUCACCUCAUUGUGCCAAGUGAGAUUUCACCUCCUCACAAAAAUGAGCCGGCAGCAGCAACAACAGCAGCGGCUGCUCUAGCUAAGUCUGGCAAGGAAGAACCUGGACCUUACUGGGCACAAAGCCAGAGGCCUUCCAACUCAACACCAAAAAGCACGUUUACUGGCAUCUUAAAUCCUACAACAUGCAUCAUUGUUAAUGCUACCAUCCUGUUCAUUGUUUCCAAGGACCAUUAUCCAGUUUAUGAUGUAAACAACCUGUACAACACAAACCAUGGAUUUGACUGGGGAGGAUUUCGUCGCCUGGCAGAAGACGUCAGCAUGGCCUCCUCUGCUAACUUCCAUCUCCUCCUUUACCAGUUCCAGCAUCCAGGAGUCUAUGUCAUUGGGUUAAGUAGCAAUCACCACAAAAAAAUGCUUCUUUGUCAAGAGCUUGGUUGGGCCAAGAGAGGAACUACAUGCCCCCCAUUUCGAAGGCUGCAGCUGAAAUAUAACCUGGACAAAUAUUCCUCCAAAGGAUCCACAGUGAUUUCGGUUAAAAAAUAUCAUCCCAUACUACAGAACAAAGGCAGCUUGGACAACAACUCUGACAGCACUGAUGGUACAGAAGCUUUCUUCCUGGAAAAAGGGGAAAUGUGGGUGUCUGAAGAACAAAUUGACUUGGACUCAUUCAAUACCAACAUUUUCUUUGAAAUCCUGCUGACACAGUCCCUGUCAGUAACGGCUAAACUGAGUCAAUUCAAAGAAGAGCUGAAAACCUUGUAUCACAAGCUUAUGAAUGAAAUAUCAUCUCUUAAAGAGCUUUGGAUAACGAGACUCGGUGUCCCAGAGGAGAUGGAGCCUUCCGACAGCAUAAAAAUGGGGACCUAUCUGCGAGCCAAACAACAGGCAGAAGAAGAGAUCCUGCACAGAAAACGGCUAGCUGCUGAAUAUGAGGAGAGUGUGAAUAAGCAACUUCACUUAUUACACCAUGAUCUGAAGUGCCAGGAAGAGCAUUAUGUCACAUUCAGUUCUGCCCUGAGAGAGGCAGUGAGAUUAGCGGAGAUGCUGACAGACAAGAUAGUUUGUGGAGGAGAUAGAAGCAUGUGGUCUAAACCAGACUGUCAAAGGUUAUUAUCCCAGAUAGAUGCUGCAAGCAACAAAAUGUCAAGUGCAAUUGUAAAGGAGAGCCACCGACUGAAGGCAUGGGGUGUCCUGGGAGAAGGAACUGGCGCUCACCUUGUUAACAAAGAUAAAACCAGGCUGCUCACCAAGGAGGAGCUCAUGGGUCCAGAUGGCUCCAUGAGGGCACUCGAUGCUGUGUGCAUAGAUCCUACCACUGGGCUCUUAACUCCCGACCCAGAAUGCGUCAUGCUGCUGGCAAAUCACUGCCUUGUGCCUGUGUCUAGAGAUCUGUUUCUGCACCCGGAGACUGGAAAAGUGCUCCCUGUGGCUGGUAACAUUGGCUAUGAUCCCAUUAGCUCUAAACUAGUCUGUGCUGUUGACUCUACUUCAGGUGAGCUGCAUAAGUCUGGAGCACCCGUAUUCCCCUAUGUCCCAUAUCCCAUCUGUCCCAGUACAGGUUUGCCCGUGAAGACUAACCUGCCAGUUCUCCACCCGGAAAAAGUUUUUAAGCUGGGAGGACUCAUGCUAGAUCCAGCCACAGAAAUAGAGGUGCCAGUGCUUGCAGUUACCAUCCAUCCCCAAACAGGGCAAAAGCUGUCCUUGGGUGGGACAUACCUAAAUCCCCUUACGGGAACAGUGACACCACUCGAACUUGGAGGGCCCAUGAAUGAGCCCAAGGGAGGAAAAAUAGUUCCAAUCCUUGGAGUCAAUGUGGACAGUAACACGGGAGAUGUAAUCCCAGUGGGGGGGCUGAUGGGACCCUCAGGGAGCCCGAUUCUUCUUGGGGACUCCUUCUCUGAGCCUCUGAGUGGGAAGCCUGCAUGUGUGCAUGGUGCUUUCCUUCAGCAAGAUAAAGUGCUGCCUCACGCCGGAGGAUACAAGGCCCUGCUGGAAGCCAGCAUGCUUGUAGCCCAGAUGCACGUGGUUAAAACCCUGCGGCAGUACCAGGAUUCAAUUUGUGAGGAUUUGUCUGUCACUGUGGACAGGCAGAGAGUCCUGAAGGCUGCCAUAGAAGACAUGAAGAAGACAUUAUCCAUCAGGCUCCAUCACGACAUGCACUGGCUGCAAAGUCUGGAGACACAACGAGACAUAGCUUCAAGCCUCAAAAGCAAUGGUGGCAAAUUGGGGAUGAUCAAAUAUCCUGGCACAGAGAUGUGGAUCCCAGCUGUGUUUGGAGUGAAAAUCCCAGACCCUGGUGGCUCAGGUUUGAUGGUGCCUAUCUUGGGAAUAGAACCUGCCUGGAACACCGGGCUCCCAACCCCGCUGGCAGGAACGAUGGAAGAUGCCGAUGGAAAAGGUCUUGUCCCCAUCACCGUCGGUGCCAGAACAAUAGAUCCUGUCACAGGGGAGCCUGGCCCGGUUAUAGGCACUCGAACCAACCCUUGGACAAACACGGUGGUUCCUAUAGUUCAGUCAUUGGGAGCUUUACCAAGAGGAGUAGCAGACCCAGAUCUGCUGAAUCUCCUGGAAAAUGAGAUAAAUUCCAGACAAAACUAUUGGCACUGCCAGAGAGAGAAGGAAGAAUACCUUCAGAAAGAGCUGAACUUUGUAUUUCUCGACAUCCUUGAUGCUGUAGAGGAAGGAAAGGUCAAAAAGAUCAGAUACAAGGAGAAGUUAAAGGACAUUGAGGAAAUGUGCCAUUUCCUUGAGGAAUCCUCUCUGCAGGAAGCUCAGAGGAGAACUGCUCGGGACUUGAGCAGCUUACUGGGCCUGGAGCUAUCUUUGCAAUUGAAAGUCAACAGAGAUGAGAGAGAACAAGAAGUGAAGCUUCUGCUGGUGAUCAGAAAGAUGCUGGAAAAACUGAUGGAGUUUAUUAAAAAGAUGCAGCUGGCAGAAAGCCGGGUGCAAAUUCAGCUGAAGGAAAAAGAACUGCAGAGGAGCAAAAACCCGAAAGCAGAGACAGCGAGGAGCCUCAGACCCAGGAAGGCGACACUCCAUCUCCUUGCUGAAUUUCAGGAGCAUAUAAAGAAACAACAGGGCAGCGUGGAGUUUGCAUACAGCAGGCUGGAGUAUCUCAGGGAGCUGUCGAACAUCCAGGGCCAGCAGGCAAAGGCUCGUCUCUCUGGGACACCACAGUGUUUUGAGAGCUACCCGGGGACCAGAUUUUACAGUUUUGCAGGUGUCCCCCAUGGCGCAAGCGAAGUUAUCCAUCGAAAGCUGAUUCCUCUGCUGAAGUCUCUGAUUCAGACCUUGGGAGAAAGCAAAAGGAGUCCUAUGUCUCCUGAGAUGCUGGUUCUGGGGUCGGAUAAAGGCUAUUGUUCACAGAGCACUUUAAAGGCCUCAACAGCUCAUUCGGAGGCAUUCCUGGCUCACAGCGGUCCUGAAGUCACUCCACCUACCCUGCUUUCACCUCUCUGGCCCUCUUUAUCCCCAUCGAGGAUCCCACACAUACAGCAAGAAGUCCAGACAAGGUUUUUCUUGGAGAAACAUGCCAGUGCGUUGGUGCACCUAGAGCUGUCCUUAAUGACAGAAGAAAUAAACACAAUCUGCUCCUUUUAUGAAUCAUCCAAAGCUCUGGAAAAGGAAGAGCAUAAAGAAAGCCAGGAUAUGAAAAGCAAUAAAGAGAGGGAGAUGGGCAGGAAGCGGGACACCCUUCUGCAAGACUUGGCUGAAUACCACCAGGAGGCUGAACAAACCCUGCGCCAGAAGCACUGGGAAGACAUCAAGAAUUCAGGGCUCAGUCUGGAUCUAGGAACACUCAAAAACACCUUGCAUUUCCUGGAAGAAAUUCCACCUCACUUCUCAUUGCUUGAUCCUGGGUCACGAAUUUCUGAUUCCCACAUCAGAUCAGACGUCACUAAAGAACAAGAAACAGCCUAUUCAUUGGAAGAAAAGUUAUUUCCAGACUCAACGACUCAAAUAUUACAAGCUUCAGCAGUCAAAAUAGUAAAGCUGGAAGCUAUGAAACAAGUUUGUCUGUAUAGAGUGCUGGAUCUCUACAAUGAUCUCCAGAGACAGGCCUGCCCAGAGGGUGUGUCAAGGAUCCUAAACCAGUUGGAAUACAGAGCUACAGGAGAAGCAGUCGCUCAGGAGGUAGCCCAGGCUGUGGAGAAGCAGCAAGUCACAAGAGCCAUGACUUUUCUCCAAAAGCACCACCAAGAGGGGGAUUUGCUCACUGGAUUAAAGGAAGAGUCAGAGGGUAAACUGAGACAUCUGCAGAAACAAUUCCAAAUGGAGCUUCAAAUGCAAACAGAAGACAAGCUGCAGGCCAAAGAAAUGCAAGUGAUCCACAAAGCUGAAAGACAGGAGUUAAGAAACCAUGCUGAGCACCUGGUAUAUUUUAUCCUGUCUCAGAGGCACCUGCGGCAAACAGUAAUAAUGCUACAAGACUGCUUCAGGCUCCAAACAAUGAAUGAGAGAACGCAGAGUGAAGAUGGGCAUUUGGAGGAGCUGGCCAUAGAGGAGCCAUUGCUCGAUGAUGAUCUUAAGAGUAUUUUGCAUCUCAUGAAAGAUCACAUGGAGCACAGAUCAUCAGUCCUGGAGCUGAAACAAGCUGCCAAAUUGUUGCAGCUGAGAGAGAAACAAUUUAGAGAAGUAGCCCGUGGCCUGAAAGACCAUUCUUUGGACAAGGCUGUGGAUUAUGCUAACACAGCAACUGAUGGACUGCGGGAAUUCAGAGAGCAGACAAUAAGGAGAUUGACCCAGCAAUUGAAACUAACCAUGGGCAAUAGAAGAUCUAGGGAAAACACCCCAAGCCUCCUUCAUCCAGUGCAGAUCAAAAAACCCACCCUGGAAGCAGAAAAUAAAAGAGGAAAAGGGGAAGAGGUCUGGGAGAUUUUCCAAGAGAAGCAGCUGGAGCUGGAGGAAUCUCACAGAUGGCAAAUAUCAGAUAAAGGAGCAAAGCUGCAGGAUCAGCUGGAGUGUGGAGACCUAAAGAACUGGAUGAUGCAUAAACUGGUGGAAGAACACAAUGACACCACAGCCUUCUUGGAAAAGGCUUUCCACCAGGACUUGGAGAAGUUGAGAAUGAAGCCAGAGCAGAAGAAGAAUGAGAAAGAAGAGAAACAACAAGAAAAAGACCCUUCUUCAUCUUCAUCUACCUCCUCACACACCCAAGAGAAACCUAGCCAGGCAUGUGACCAGGUUUUAGCGCUCUUUGCAGAGAGUAUCAAAAUACUGAAGCAGACUGAAAAGGUGAUGGCCUCAAGGAUUAUCCUUCUGAAUCCUCAGUUCCGGUGUGACAGCAAUAAAAGCAAAUGCCUAAAUACCUCUCUGCUCCUCACACUCUUGAGAGAUGUGAAUGACCAGCUCCAAACUCAUGCAAAGGCAGCAGGGCUGCUGGAAAGCCAGCAGGAGAAAGGCACAGGAAGUUCUUUCCGGGACAUACCAGACGUUCUGAUGAUUCAUAAAGGGGAACUUAAACCAGUUCAUCCCGAAGCCCUUUCUGCAAGAGAGUUUGUCAUAUACCAGUAUGGCAUCUCCGUCCUACAAUUUCUACGACUUCACAUCAAUGCUCCGGAAAUUAACCUCUGCAUUGCCACCAGCAUACCUUGCAGUAAUGCUGUGGGCAACGCUUUCCGAAACUCCUUCUUUUACCAGAAUUUCGAGAAGAAAUUAUUUGUUUUAAGAGAGUGUCUGGGCUCUGUGGGCAGCUUCCUUCUGCUGCUGGUGCAUUGUCUGGCUCACAUCGCUGCCGCGGACCUCAGCCAGGACUCCAGCCCAGCCUUUCUGAGAUUGUUUUAUCAGGCACUAAAGGCCUGUCUCAGUGAAACCUUCUCUCUCAGACUCCGGAUGUCAGCACUUCUGCAGAACAAUAAAUCCUCUGAGAGGAUAAGUGAGAUUCUGCUGAAGGGAGAACCACUCAUGGAAGGGAACAUAAAUCUUCUCUCUCAGCUUUUUGAUGCAAAAGUGGAAUCAUCCACAGAGACUGAGACCUCUGAGGAGUGUAAGAGGAGCCUCUUGCUCCAUGCAAAUCUUGAGGACUUGCUGAAGAAUACGCUGUCUGAAAAGAAAAAGGAACGUUUCGUCCCCAUCUCAGCUGACUGCAAAGAAAAGAGCUCUGCUGGGAGGACAAGCUUGCGAGAGGAAAACUGUUCUUCCUUCAGUCCUGCAGAAAUGGAAGAGAAGCUGGACGCAUUAACCGAAGAGCUGGUGAAAAUCAUGGAAGAGGAGCAUCGCUUUUUAAGCAGUGCUGCCAAUGAUGAUUUGCCCUUCGAUCAUCUAGAAAUAAUUGGUUUGGAGAAAGACUGUCUGGUAAAGCAAAUAGAAAUGUUAGAGGGGAAAAUAGCAGAAGGCAGAGGGGGUUAUGGUAACAUGUUAUCACAGCAAAUUAAAACCACAGAGGAUAGUCUGGCAGCAUGAACCUAAUGUAGCUCUGUGCACUCCCCUGCAGACCCUGAACUGAAUAAACAUCUCGUGUUGUUCCACUGUGGGUGUCCUUUCUCCCAGCUGCUUAUUAAAAAACCUUGUCUGGUAUCAUUGAAAAAGCCAGGACCCCGGCCCAAAUGGUUCUGAGACUUCUUCAGCAAUACUGCUUAAUCAAUGCUAAAUAACCAGUUGACGAAUCUCGGACAUCACCA